AUGGAUGCCAUUGAGAAUCUCCUGACCUGGGCGAAGACUCAAGGCAUAACGAUAAACAAUGUCGGUCCAAGAGCCCUACCUGGCCGUGGCAUAGGCAUUGUCGCAACUGCACCUAUUAAGAAAGGCGAUGCAGUCCUCGAUGUCCCCAUCCCUUGCCUAAAAACAAUUAGGACAGUCCCAAAAUCGAUAUCCCGCCUCUUCCCAGAAGAUAUCGCGGUUCAUGCCCUCCUAGCAGCGGACAUCGCCCUCGACACAUCGUCAUCUUUCAAAACCUGGUCCGCCGUCUUCCCUUCGCCGCAAGACAUCUCCUCAUGUCCCUUGACAUGGCCAGAUUCACUCACAGCUCAUCUCCCAGCGGCGGCAUCUUCGCUCCUUUCGGCUCAACGUGAGAAAUUUGAGUCCCACUGGACUCUGGUCUCCUCGGCCCUGCCCGACCUCACCUAUGAAGCAUACCGUUAUGCAUGGCUUCUCGUGAACUCGCGCACAUUCUACCACGUCACCCCCAAGACUGCCAAACGCAGCAAGGAAGACCACAUGAUCCUCCAGCCCGUAGCCGACCUUCUCAACCAUUCUUCCAGGGGGUGCAACGUCGCCUUUGACGCAGAAUCUUUCACAAUCAGUGCCGACAGAGACUAUGCCCCUGGAGAUGAGAUACACAUCUGCUAUGGCCGACACAGCAACGAUUUCCUCCUCGUGGAAUACGGCUUCGUCAUGGGUGACGGAGAGAAUGAAUGGGAUGAGGCGUGCCUUGACGACGCGAUCCUCCCACGGCUGGAGGCCUCCCACAAAGAACAGCUCCAAGACCGUGGUUUCCUGGGGAAUUACGUAGCUGACGCCGACAUGGUCUGCUACCGUACCCAGGUUGCGCUUCGUACGCUUGUGCUCCCAGCGAGAAGGUGGGCGAGGUUUGUGGAUGGGUUCGAAGACAGUGAGGUGGAGCAGGGCAAGGCUGAUGAGAUUCUGAAGGAGUUGUUGGCUGCAUACGACAAUGACAUUUCCUCUAAAAUCGAGAUUGUAAACGGGCUGAGUGAUGGAGAAGAAUUUCAGCGGGAAAUGCUUGUAGCGCGUUGGAGGCAAGUGCAGGUGCUCAUCCGCACGACAGUGCAGAACCUCAAGGUCCAAUAA
Colletotrichum truncatum is the source of this 1125-nucleotide messenger RNA. RefSeq names its product SET domain-containing protein. The record is from RefSeq and is a predicted model, not a curated record. Gene Ontology annotation, biological process: peptidyl-lysine trimethylation; peptidyl-lysine monomethylation. Lineage: Eukaryota; Fungi; Ascomycota; Sordariomycetes; Glomerellales; Glomerellaceae. Gene Ontology annotation, molecular function: protein-lysine N-methyltransferase activity; protein binding.